Apiotrichum porosum is the source of this 1323-nucleotide messenger RNA. RefSeq names its product Elongation of fatty acids protein 2 (gene FEN1). Gene Ontology annotation, molecular function: 5'-3' exonuclease activity; DNA binding; 5'-flap endonuclease activity. The transcript is spliced from 10 exons. Bases 1 to 1323 code for a protein of 440 amino acids. Gene Ontology annotation, cellular component: nucleus; cytoplasm. The record is from RefSeq and is a predicted model, not a curated record. Lineage: Eukaryota; Fungi; Basidiomycota; Tremellomycetes; Trichosporonales; Trichosporonaceae.
AUGGGUAUCAAGGGCCUCACGGGUCUCCUGUCGGAGCACGCUCCCAGGGCAAUGAAGGAUCACGAGAUGAAGACUCUCUUUGGCCGCAAGGUCGCCAUUGACGCGUCCAUGUCGAUCUACCAGUUCCUCAUCGCCGUUCGCCAGCAAGACGGCCAGAUGCUCAUGAAUGAGAAUGGAGAUGUAACAAGUCACCUGAUGGGCUUCUUCUACCGCACCAUCCGCAUGGUUGAUCACGGUAUCAAGCCCUGUUACGUGUUUGACGGCAAGCCUCCCGAGCUCAAGGCCGGUGUUCUCAAGCAGCGUUUCGGACGUCGCGAAGAGGCCAAGGCCGCCGAGGAGGAGGCGCGCGAGACGGGUACGACCGAAGACGUUGACCGCAUGUCGCGCCGUCAAGUGCGUGUCACCAGGGAGCACAAUGAAGAGUGCAAGCGUCUGCUCUCGUUGAUGGGUAUCCCCGUUGUCACUGCGCCAGGAGAGGCGGAGGCUCAGUGUGCCGAGCUCGCUCGUGCUGGCAAGGUCUACGCCGCUGGAUCAGAGGACAUGGACACACUCACCUUCCACACGCCGAUCCUCCUCCGCCACCUGACCUUCUCCGAGGCUAAGAAGAUGCCCAUCUCCGAGAUCAACCUUGACGAAGCGCUCAAGGGUCUGGAGAUGACCAUGGACCAGUUCAUCGAGCUCUGUAUCCUCCUCGGCUGCGACUACCUCGAGCCCGUCAAGGGUGUGGGCCCCAAGACCGCCCUCAAGCUCAUGCGCGAGCACGGCUCCCUCGAGAACGUUGUCAAGUUUAUCCACAGCAAGAUGGCCGACAAGGCUGCCGAGGUUGCCGCUGCUGAAGCCGAGGCUGAGAGCGAGAGCGAGCCCGAGAGUGAGGAGGGCGGUAUGAUUGUCAACUCGGACGGCGAGGAGGAGCCCGCCCCGCCCAAGCCCAAGAAGAAGACUCCCAAGAAGAAGGGUCCCGGCGGCGGCGGCAUGCAGCUGCCUGAGCACUGGCCUUGGGAGGAGGCCAAGAAGCUCUUCGUCACACCCGACGUGACCAAGGGCGACGACCUGGACAUCGACUGGAAGCAGCCCGACGUCGACGGUCUCGUCGAGUUCUUGGUGCGCGAAAAGGGAUUCAAGGAGGACCGUGUGCGCGCCGGUGCUGCCAAGCUGUCCAAGAUGCUCGCUGCCAAGCAGCAGGGUCGUCUGGACGGCUUCUUCACUGUCAAGCCCAAGGUCGACGACGGCAAGGGCAAGAAGCCGGACUCCAAGGCCAAGGGUGCCGCUGGAAAGCGCAAGGCCGACGACAAGAGCAAGGCUGGCGCCAAGAAGAAGAAGUAA